UUUUAAUAAAGAAAACAUGCAAGAUCAAAUUAGCAAGAAUAAUGAGUCUUAUGAAGUUAAACCUGAGAUUGAAUCUAAAAAUGAACCAGGAAUUGAAACUAAAUCUAAAAAAUCUGAGCCUAAAAAAGCAAGUAAUGAUUGUAGCUUAAUUGAAGAUCUUGACAAAGAAGUAAUAGAUUUAAGUUCUUUGGUAACAGAGUUUGAAGAAUUUUAG
Racocetra persica is the source of this 214-nucleotide messenger RNA. Lineage: Eukaryota; Fungi; Glomeromycota; Glomeromycetes; Diversisporales; Gigasporaceae. The record is from the annotation of a GenBank genome assembly.